GAGCGCUGCAAGAGCUCGGGCGCGAAGGCGCGGUCUCGCUACUACCGCCCCAGCCGCAUCCGUGCUUAUAGGUUCUCGGCGAACUCUCCGCCGGUCCUCCGAUGACCAUUCGAGACAGAGGUCGUGGACGGAGUCCACGGCUUAGCCCUAGUCAGCUACAAUGCUGGGAUCAGCGCUUGCGAGAAAGGUAAGCAGUGGCAGCGUGCCCUGUCGCUGCUCAGCGAGAUGUUGGGGUCAAAGUUGGAGCCCACUGUCAUCAGCUACAACGCUGGGAUCAGCGCUUGCGUGAAAGGUCAGCAGUGGCAGCGGGCCCUGUCGCUGCUCAGCGAGAUGUUGGUGUUGAAGUCGCAGCCCGAUGUCAUCAGCUUCAGUGCUGGGAUCAGCGCUUGCGAGAAAGGUCACCAGUGGCAGCGGGCCCUGUUGCUGCUCAGCGAGAUGUUGGGGUCGAUUCUGGAGCCCGAUGUCAUCAGCUACAACGGCGUGAUCAGCGCUUGCGAGAAAGGUAAGCAGUGGCAGCGGGCCCUGUCGCUGCUCAGCGAGAUGUCGGGGUCGAUGUUGGAGCCCGAUGUCAUCAGCUACAGUGCUGGGAUCAGCGCUUGCGGGAAAUGUCAGCAGUGGCAGCGGGCCCUGUCGCUGCUCAACGAGAUGUUGGUGUCGAAGCUGGAGCCCACUGUCAUCAGCUACAACGCUGGGAUCAGUGCUUGCGAGAAAUGUCAGCAGUGGCAGCUGGCCCUGUCGCUGCUAAGCGACAUGGUCGAGACGAGGCUGGAACCCACUAUGAUCAGCUACAACGCUGGGAUCAGCGCUUGCGAGAAAGGUCAGCAGUGGCAGCGUGCCCUGUCGCUGCUCAGCGAGAUGUUGGGGUCAAAGUUGGAGCCCACUGUCAUCAGCUACAACGCUGGGAUCAGCGCUUGCGAGAAAGGUCAGCAGUGGCAGCGGGCCCUGUCGCUGCUCAGCGAGAUGUUGGGGUCGGAGCUGGAGCCCACUGUCAUCAGCUUCAGUGCUGGGAUCAGUGCUUGCGUGAAAGGUCAGCAGUGGCAGCGGGCCCUGUCGCUGCUCAGCGAGAUGUCGGCGUCGAAGUUGGAUCCCAAUAUCAUCAGCUACAGUGCUGGGAUCAGCGCGUGCAGCACCGGGGGGCAGUGGCAGCGGGCCCUGUCGCUGCUCAACGAGGUGUUGGGGUCGAAGCUGGAGGCUGGUGCAACUGGCCUCGUUGCUGCUCGUCGAGGUGUUUGAGGUGAAAGUGGGGCCCGACUACAGGUUCUAGGAACCGCAACCGUCGGCUGCGAGAAGCUCGGGGCGUGGCAGCACGCGCCUUUGCUUUUCGGCGAGCUGCUGCAGGCGAGGAUGGAACCCACCGUGGCCGCCCGCAGCGCUACGCGCUCCGAGCCCUGGUCGAGGGCACAUCAGGCGUCAAGCCGCCAGAAGCCGCGACCUUGUUGAGCACGAGCUCGCAGCGUUUCUCUCCCAAGGAAAAAUAGAGACUCCUCCAGGAGGGCAGCGAGAGGGCACUGCGGUGGCGGCGGCCGCGGGGGCGGUCAGCCGAGC
Messenger RNA from Prorocentrum cordatum, 1545 nucleotides. The record is from the annotation of a GenBank genome assembly. NCBI's taxonomy places the organism in Eukaryota, Dinophyceae, Prorocentrales, Prorocentraceae.